Molecule: messenger RNA, 7690 nt
Organism: Coregonus sp. 'balchen'
Lineage: Eukaryota; Metazoa; Chordata; Actinopteri; Salmoniformes; Salmonidae
Source: the annotation of a GenBank genome assembly
ACCAGAGGGAUGGAUGCCCCUGCUACCUAUCCCUGCCUCUAGUAGUGCCGAGGUUCAUAGAGGAUUGGUUUUCCACAUGGCAAUCCUUAAUGGUGAGUGUGACUCAGAUACCCUGGAAGAGAGAGGUACUGUUUGCCGUAGCACAGAUACUUUUUUGCCAACAUUAACUUGGCGAUACUAUCUUCGUUCUCGAUUCGGCCAAACAUGCAUCUUCUAAAAUGUCCGUGUCCAGUUGCAGGUGAUUCAUUUGAACUUAGAAAAUGUUCUGUGAUUAAAAUACAUGUUUUGUUUGCUCCAUGAAGUAAUCCAACAAUGUGUACACCCCCCAUCUUGUCUUUUUCAAAUCUUCUCUUAUUUAUUGAGACAGGCCCCAAAGUGCCUCAUGUCAUGAUGACACUCACCUGUCUCAAACCAUGACAGAAGAUUUGAAUGGAGGCAUACACAUUGUUGGAUUACUUCAUGGAGCAAAAUAAUAAUUUACAGUAUUUUAAUACUGGAGCAUUUUCUAAAUUCAAACGAACCACCUGCAACUGGACACUGACAUUUUAGAAGAUACACAUUUGGCUCUAUCAAGAACGAAGAUAGUAUCGCCAAGGUUGGUCGUAAAUUCUGUGCUAUACCAAACAGUACCUAUCUUGUAACGGCUAAUGGAGCAUAACAUUAGCCCGUUACAAUCUGCUAGCUAGUUGAAACCUGUGGCUGCACAGUAUGUCUGAAUAUUGCUCCCUCUACCUGUUGCCUGUAGAAUACCUUACUGGUCUGGCCAAGACCUAUAGGUAGCUGCCAAAAUAAAGGAAACACCAACAUAAUGUAUCUUAAUAGGGGGUUGGUCCACCACGAGCCAGAACAGCAUCAAUGCACCUUAACAUAGAUUCUACAAGUGUCUGGAACUCUAUUGGAGGGAUGCGACACCAUUCUUCCACGAGAAAUGUUGACAGUGGUGGAAAACGCUGUCUCAUGCGCCACUCCAGAAACUCCCAUAAGUGUUCAAUUGGGUUGAGAGCUGGUGACUGAGACGGCCAUUGCUUAUGGUUUACAUCGUUUUCAUGCUCAUCAAACCAUUCAGUGACCACUCGUGCCCUGUGAAUGGGGGCAUCGUCAUCCAAUGGGUGCAUAGCCAUGGGAGCCAAAAUAAUGGCCUGCCCAGCAUUUUUAUACAUGACCCUAAGCAUGAUAAGAUGUUAAUUGAUUAAUUAACUCAGGAACCACACCAGUGUGGAAGCACCUGCUUUCAAUACACUUUGUAUUCCUCAUUUAAUAAAGUGUUUCCAUUAUGAAAACAUCGGCUAGUGCAGGGAUCAUCAACUAGAUUCAGCCAAUUUUUUUUUAGGGCGGAUGGUAUUUGCAACAUACUGCAGUUAUACUGCACUCUAACUGCAGUUAUACUGCAGUAACAUAAUUACAAAUAAUUUGUAAACUGCAAAUUGACCGCAAGAAGCCCAAACGGAUAUAAUAUUUAACUAAAACAGAAUCAUUCCAAACCUUGCUUACAUUUGUAUACAAUCACAUACUGUAUAUUUCUCUAUUAUGCGUGGGAAUACUUUGUAACAGAUUUCUUAAAUUAAAAUCACUUGGAGCUGAUUUGCAGGUGUUUUAACAGUCUUUUAUGUCCGACAAUAAUAAUAAAAAAAUCUAUAAAAAAUAUUUUAUUUUGCUCAGAAAACUUUUGGGGAAAAAUAAAAUCACCCGCGGGAAGCUAGUUGUGGAACCCUGGGCUAGUGAGACCAUUACUAAAAUCAAAUCAAAUCAAAUGUUAUUUGUCACAUGCGCCGAAUACAACAUGUGUAGGUGGACCUUACCGUGAAAUGCUUACAAGCCCUUAACCAACAAUGCAGUUCAAGAAAGUUAAGAAAAUAUUUACUACUGUUCCAGCUGGCUGAUAGCCGUUGUUACUUUGGUAGUGUAAAGCAUGGCUAUUCAACUCUUACCCUACGAAGUCCGAACCUGCUGGUUUUCUGUUCUACCUGAUAAUUAACUACACACACCUGGUGUCCCAGGUCUAAACAAUAAAAAACUUAGUGGAACUGGCUUCGAGAUCCAGAGUUUAGUUUGAGGAGUGUAAAGCAUAGCACAAAGAAUUUGACCAACUUUUACUUGACGAUACACUUCCUCAAUUCCUGACUUCAAUGCUCCGUUAUUAAAUUAAACAAAUCUUUGGCUCCGUGAAGUAAUCCAACAAUGUGUAUGCUGCCAUCUUGUCUAUUUCAAAUAUUUUCAUUGAUCAAGACAGGUGGGUGUCAUUCAAUGCAACGCUUGAUUUCUGAGUCACGCUCAUGACAUGAGACACUUUGGGGUUGACACCCACCAGUCUCAAUCAAUGAGAGAUCAUUUGAAAUAGACAAGAUGGUGGCAACACAUUGUUGGAUUACUUCAUGGAGCAAAAAAGUGGAUUUAACUUAAUAACGCAGCAUUUUCUACAUUCAAACAAACCACCUGCUACAACUAGCCAUGUACGUUUAGAGGACAUGUGUUGUCUUCCAAGUUGGGAAUUUAACAAGUAUCACCAAUUAAAGGUUAGUCAAAACAUUAUGUGCUAUGCUUUACACUACCUAAGUAACAAUGGCUAUCAGCCAGCUGGAACAGUAGUAAAGGUCUGACUAGGCGACGUUUUAAAAGCUAGCCAAGACCCCGUGUUUCCCGUCGGCUCCUUCAUCCCCAUCUAGGCAGCAGUGGAGCAGAAGGCCCAUCAGCCUUUGCUGCUGCUCUUGGAGGAGUGUGUGGCGGCCACAACACCAGUGCUGCAGCCUGAGAGCCGACGGUGUACCCCAUAAUCCCGAACAAGGGGUAUGUAGCAGACCUGGUUAUUAUGACCAUGUGUAGGAGACAGACUUAUCCAAUCAUCCAAGUUCUAUAGCUUUCUGUCUAGAAUGAUCAUUGGACGAUGCAUUUUCUUUAGUUGCCUUGCAGGUGGAAAGACUGGGAACUCCAGGUUCCUGACUAGGUACCAUUCAUCUGCUAUCCUGCUUUACAUGCAGUCCUUCAAGUUAGCUCUCAGAGAGGAAGUGAGUGGACCACAAGUUCUCGAAAUGAAUGGGUAGUGUUCAUACUGUAGAUCUUGACUGUUAUCCCCUCUCAUUUCACCCCAGGUGUAUGUAUAGUCAUUGUAAGCUUGUUGCAUGGAACUCUGAGGUUUUUAAUAAGGGAAAGAAGGCAUGCCAAUACAUUAGAGAUCGGAGGGUAGUAUUGCAGUUAGGGACAGAUCACAAUUUACUGUGGGGGAGGGGUGGUCCAAAAUAGAAGAGGAUUGUCAAACUUUUUGUUUUGCUUUGGGGAGGGUUGUGUGUUUAAAAAAAAAAAAUUGGGCACAGGGGAGGGUCGUGCGUUUUCUUUCCCUGGUUUACAUUAGCUCUUUUGCAGGUUUUACUAUAUAAUUUAUUCCAUCUUAGCCAAAUUUCCUCAUCUACUUGCAUGCGCCUCCUCUAUAUCAAGGUGUUUUGGUACUUCCCUUAUUCACUAUGCUUUUCCGUGUGCUAACUAUUACUAUACCACAGGUCAGUAUAGUCUACCAGUCUAACGGUCUAUCCUGCCCACUAUCCAACAUUCAUAGUGACAAUAGUCGAAGGUGGAUCGUUUGUCCAGAUCUGCAAUUGGCUAACUAGCAAUCAUACCAAACAUAAAAACAUUCAAAGCUGCAUACAUUUUUUAGACAAGAACAAAUAGGAGAUAGGCAGCGGAGAGGCUAGGUGCAUCAUUGCGCAUGAAAGAACAGUGAAGACAUGAUACACACAGCUCAAAAAUCUCUCCUAUUGAUCUUGUUUAGGGACAUUACAACUAUCCUACCUAAACAGCAAUUAAUAAUAGCAUUAUUGUUUCCAAGUGAGUACAACAUUCUAGGCUGCAGUGAAAUUGUAAUUUGAAUAAUGGCGCAAAAGCCCUGUGAUUUGAAUGUUUCAUUAGAUUUGGAUCAGUUGUGGGUCUACUCUUGAUAGUUUAUAAGGUCUAGAAAAGCACAGUAGCAGGCCAGUCUGGCUGUAUUUCUACUUCUGAUACUGAAUGCGCUGUCUGUUGCAGAUCAUCAUUCUGCCAAGUCGUCCUAUAAUAAUGUGGCCACAUAUCCUCCCGGCAGGCCCAGUUAUUCAGGAAAGCUUGUUUUGUUUCAUUCUGUUGAGCCAUUUUCUUUGGCCAAAUGAAGUUCUAACUGUAAUGCUGUGUUUGCUGCAAUGUAAUAGCCUGCUCGUAUUUUCCCUGUAAACAAUGGCUUACUUUUGAUAUUACCCUAAUAAAGUUUAGAAACUUUUGUGAAGGUUUGGUGUGGCUAUUAUUAAACAUUUUACUGCAGUGGGCUAAAUCAGGGUCACACAUUGUUUCUUGGUAGUGUUAAACAAAUCUACAUUGAAACAAAAGUAUACACCUCACACCAGUGGAGGCUCCUCAGAAUUUCAUAAAAAUAAUAAAUAGUGAAACAUAAAAAAAAGUUAUCCUUUUUAGAUAAAACUAUGCUAAAUAUAUUCACAUCACCAAAUAACUGAUUAAAACACACUGUUUGAAAUGAAUGUCUACAGUAGCGUCAGCAGCACUCUAUAGGGUAGCACCAUGGUGUAGCCGGAGGACAGCUAGCUUCUGUCCUCCUCUGGGUACAUUGACUUCAAUACAAAACCUAGGAGGCUCAUGGUUCUCACCCCAUCCAUAGACUUACACAGUAAUUAUGAUCAUUUCCGGAGGACGUCCUCCAACCUAUCAGAGCUCUUGCAGCAUAAACUGACGUUGUCCACCCAAUCAAAAGAUCAGAGAAUGAAUCUAGUACUGAAAGCAUAACUACAGCUAGCUAGCACUGCAGUGAAUAAAAUGUGGUGAGUAGACUCAAAGAGAGAGAAAGGCAAUAGUUGAACAGUGACACUAAUAUCUCCCAAUGCCUAAAAUCGAGGAGAAAAUAAAAGUUGAUCAACUCAUAGUGUCAACCUGUGCAUGAGAGGAAGCCAAGCUUGCAGAGUAGCCUUUGUUAACGUUUCAUGUCCACAACAUGUCCACAACACAUGGCAGCUGGGUGGCGGACCACACCUUGUUGUCUCUGGGAAAUUAGACAUCAUUGGCAAAAGUGGGCAUGCAAGUAAUCCAUACCCAACCCAUCGUGACGCACUCACUUACAAAUCUCGUUUUGGACGAGACUGACUUUAUGACCAAAAUUAUCGUAUUUACACUUUGUAGUCAAUUUUGACACUAUAAUGAAUGUUUCUGACUCAUAUCAAUGCCACAUAGGCCGUUUAUAACCAGAUCAUUUGGUUCUACGAGGCAGUUCCCCUUUAAUUUUUCUGUCCCUGUACAAAUACUUUGGAAAUGCAUUAUUGUUUGCUUCUUUCCAUGAGCUAAUCACUGAUCUGACAUGACUGAAUGAAAGCACUACACCAUAAUAAAAGGUUUUAGUUUUUAAAAUGUUUCUUUACCGAUAGAAACCACUAUCUCAGUUUUAUCUGCACAAGAUUACAUUUGCUUGAUGUUACCGUUCAACGAUAGCAUUGCAAUGAAAACCAACUGAUCAUGUUGCUUUAGGAACUAUGGCUGCUUUACAUGGGCAGCCCAAUUCAGAUAUUUUUUCAAGUAAUUGGUCUUUUGACCAAUCACAGAUCUUUUCACAGCAGAUCUUUUUCAGAGCUGUUUUUAUUGGUCAAAAGACAAAUUAGUGAAAAAAAAGAUCUGAAUAUGGCUGCCUGUGUAAACGCAGCCUAUCUGAUAAUAAAUAAGUUAGGAGACUGGGAUGAGUUCAUACCGAUUUCCAAAUCAGUGAUUGAUUGCCUGCAGCUGGAGGUUGUUAACAGCUAACACACUGAUGACAGUGAUUAACUUGAUUGCUUGCUGGCAGGUAUAAAUAAGCCACUUCAACUGAACAUUGGCAUUCACUGAAUACUAUUUAGUCAUGAAGGCUUACUUUUGGCACAGUGCGGUCCUCCUAGGCAUGGCUGUUGCUACCAUUGUGGCACAGGAAGGUAAUGUGUUUUAUUAUUAUAUUUGUGUAUUCAGUUUUUGUUUGGAAAGUGAGCAGUGACAUUAAAAAAGCUCAUGGCAACGCUGCAGAAGAUUAGUAGUUUUAUAUUUGAGAUUAGAAAUAGAUUAACUUUAUUAUUUUCCUCCUGGCAGAUUUAAAUGUAGACUGUGGCCUUGACUCAGUCACCCUGAGAUGGAGGGCGGCCCAGUCACAAAUGGACCCCUCACUACUCCGGCUGGGAGGCUGUUAUCCUGGCCGUGUCUCUGCUGGGGAGGCCAUGUUUCAAGUGGAACUCAGUGACUGUAACUUCAGGAGAAUGGUAGGGGUUAGCUAAGGUUGUAUCAUGUGUAUUUGGCUGUCAGAAAUGGUGUUUAACCUCUAUGCCUUCCACCUCACUACAGGUGACUGGGGACACAUUGAUGUACAUGAAUGAGCUGACCUAUACGUCUGCUCCCAAAGCUCAACUGAAGUCUUUCUCUCACCCAGUGGUUUGUUCCUAUGAAAGGUGACCUGUGGCUGUUUGUGUACUUUAAGAAUACAUUUCUGUUUAUUGAUGUUGCAUCAGGUGUCCUUUUAACCAUAAACAACAUUGACUCUUGGCUAAAUGUUUAAUCUAUUUCCCUGGGUCUAUGUAGGCCUGCAGACUGGGCACCUCGCAUAUUUGACCCAGUGCUGUUUCAUACAUAUGGUCAAGGAGAUCUAGUCUUCCGCAUGGGACUUAUGAAGGGUAGGUUUGAGACUACCUGAAGUACACAACUUGACUCCUGUAGAUGUAAGACUAAUCCCAUCUGUAUCCUGCAGAUGACUUCUCUGGACCACAUCUGUCUAGGGAAUACCCCCUGGGCUCCUUCAUCCACAUCUCUGCAGCAGUGGAGCAGAUGGUCCAUCAGCCCUUGCUGCUGCUCUUAGAGGAGUGUGUGGCAACCACAACCCCAGAGCUGCAGUCUGAGGGCCCAGUGUACCCCAUCAUCACCAACAUGGGGUAUGUACCACUGGGCAAUACAGCGGGAUGCUAUUAGCGCUUUUGCUCCAAGUAAAUUUAGUUUCUUGCAACUAAUCUUUAGUGAUUGUCAAAUGUUUUGCCAUCAGAUGUCUUGUCGCUAGCAAGACUUCAAACUCAAAGUUCGAACCAAGACAAGAAACCUCAGAAAUCCAUCUGUCACUGCAAGCCUUCAAGUUCGCUGUUGGCGAGGAAGUGGGUGUACUUAUCUACAUGAUUGACAUUUUGGCACUCUUGAAUAUGUGCUCUAAUAUCCCUUAUCUAUCCUCAGGUGUAUAUUCACUGCAACCUUUUGGCCUGGGAUCCCAGUGGCCUUGACACCAGCAAGAAAGCCUGCCACUAUGUGAAAGAGCAUGGGUAAAAAUAAUAUUGUGUACAUGUUAUGAAGACAAACUAAAUAUUUUAAAGAAGUACUACUUUAACUUGCCAAAGGUAAUGAUGAGUACUACUCUGGUUUCAUGUGCUUAUUCCCCCCUCCCCUCCAGUUGGGAGCUCCUUGAUGACCCCUACCAUAGUACCCUCUGUGGCUGCUGUGACUCCAGCUGCAAGUCCCGGAGGAAGAGGGGAAAUGGCUCAGGUAUUACUAGUCUUUCUGCACCCACUAAAAUGGUGUUUACCUAUUGUCUCUGGGCACUAGAUGGGAUGCCUUAAUUUCUGAUGUGUCCAGCAACCAGGUUAAAUGUUUGAACUUUAUAUUUUCAGGGGAACAUGGGUUAACUCAAAAUGCUGUUCUUAUUGGACCACUUACAAUCACUGACAACUCACCGGCC